Macrosiphum euphorbiae (potato aphid) is the source of this 900-nucleotide messenger RNA. NCBI's taxonomy places the organism in Eukaryota, Metazoa, Arthropoda, Insecta, Hemiptera, Aphididae. The record is from the annotation of a GenBank genome assembly.
AUGUAUCGCCAGAUCGAGGUGCUGCCUCAAUAUCGGGGCUACCAAUACAACCUGUUUAGGGAUACGUCACCAGCAUUGCUAAAAGAAUAUACACUUAAUACAGUCACGUAUGGAGUAAAUAGUGCGCCCUAUUUAGCGUUACGGGUCCUCCGCUACAUCGCCGAAACGGAAUGUGAACAUUUUCCGGAUGUGAAGGGAACUCUGCACCAUCAAACUUAUAUGGAUGAUAUAUGUGUGGGUGCGGAGUCGUUGGAAGCCGCUAAAACGCUUCAAUCGAAUCUAAUCAACACUCUCGCCAGAUCCGGUUUGGAGUUGAAGAAAUGGGCAAGCAAUACUCCAGAAUUGCUGGAACACCUACGUCCGGAAGAUUGCUCUGAAAAUCCGCUAGCAUUUGAGCAAAAUGAUGCUACGCACGUAUUGGGGAUGUGGUGGAAUCACGAUCAAGAUUAUUUCUCCUUCAGCAUAUUUAACAAUUCCAAAAUGAUCCCUACCAAACGUGGAUUGCUAUCCAUGAUCUCCAGAAUUUUUGAUCCAUUAGGACUGUUGGCGCCAGCAACAUUCUAUGCCAAGUCGAUCAUGCAACGUGUGUGGGUCGCACAGAUUGGUUGGGACGAUCAACUUCCAUCGGAUAUAGCUGAGGAUUGGUGUGAUUUCUAUCAGUACUUAGGCUGGCUUGUCGGAAUUAAGAUUCCACGAUACAUCGGCUGCUCCGCUGGAUGUAGCUAUGAUUUGUGCGGUUUCUCUGACGCGUCCACGAAAGGAUACGCAGCGAUUGCUUACCUUCGUGCCACGACCAAGUCAGGAAGUGUUUUUGUCUAUCUUCUCGGGUCCAAAACGAAGUUAGCUCCAAUGAAAACAUCCUCAAUUCCACGGCUCGAAUUGAGUGGAGCAGCAAUUUAA